Molecule: messenger RNA, 2882 nt
Organism: Manis pentadactyla (Chinese pangolin)
Lineage: Eukaryota; Metazoa; Chordata; Mammalia; Pholidota; Manidae
Gene: PEX2
Product: peroxisomal biogenesis factor 2
Exons: 6
Coding region: 288-926 (212 amino acids)
Biological process (GO): protein import into peroxisome matrix
Cellular component (GO): peroxisomal membrane
Molecular function (GO): zinc ion binding
Source: RefSeq, a predicted model, not a curated record
UUUUUUUUUUUUUUGACACUUCCGGGUCUUGCGUCGCUCCGGAAGCCCGUGAGUUCCGGAAGCCUGGGGAGCCUGUCUUCUGCUAGCAGAAGCCAAGCCUCCCAGAGAAGGUGUCAGACAGUUACUGGAGCGGGGGAGUUUCGCAGGCUCCUCAGCUCCUGGCUAGUAUGAGGCAAGGAUUUCACAGAAGAAUUUGCAGCAAAAAUCCCCACUGCCAGAGCAAUAGGCUGUGAAGUCUUGAGGGAGCUGCAGGAAGGGGAAAAAGGUGAGAUCACCCCGGAAGGCAGAUGGCAUAUGUUGAGAUCUUCAAAGAAGAUAUGGCUUCCAGAGAAGACAAAACAAAGAGGACAAGCAGAGUACUGAGGAUAAGUCAGUUGGAUGCCCUUGAACUAAAUAAGGCACUGGAACAGCUGGUUUGGUCCCAAUUCACUCAGUGCUUCCAUGGGUUUAAGCCUGGGCUGCUGGCCCAUUUUGAACCAGAGGCAAAAGCGCUCUUGUGGCUUUUCUUGUGGAGAUUCACCAUCUACUCUAAAAAUGCCACUGUGGGACAGUCAAUUUUGAAUAUUCAGUACAAAAACGAUUUCUCCCCGAACCUGAAAUACCAGCCACCAAGUAAAAAUCAAAAGCUCUGGUACGCUGUCUGUACAAUUGGUGGGAAGUGGUUAGAAGAACGAUGCUAUGAUUUGUUUCGAAACCACCGUUUAGCAUCAUUUGGGAAAGCCAAACAGUGUGUGCAUUUUGUGAUUGGACUUUUGAAAUUAGCUCUGGUUACCCACACAUUUCCUUUAAUGAGUUACAUGAGGACGGCCCAUGGACUUGUCUCAGCAGGACCAUUCUUAUGCGGACAACUGCUGCUGUUCCCAUCUUACGAGGCUGUCACAUGGUGGGCAUUCUACAAACAAAUAUUGAAGAAUGAAUUUCCAUGAAUUAAAUAAGAAUCCAUUUUUUUGAAAUGAUAAGGAAGAUUCAGGCCUCAAAGAGGAAGAACAGCCUGGCGGGUAAUUGCUCCUGGAGAUGUGCCACAGCCAGACUGCUCCAGGAAGCCACAGCUAUGAAGUGAAAGGGUAGGAACUCUACAUUGAAGAAGACAGUGGCUAAAAAUAAGACCCGGUAAGACAGUCUCAGAUCAAGGAGGCAAAAAUAUACCAUCAUUUCAAAAGUGGUAUCGCAUUCCCUUUGUCCUUUUAUAGAGUGUCUCAUUAAUAUGUAUGAUGUUUUAAUAGUCUCUGUCUUGUUUUGAAAAAGACAAGUCUCUGGAGUUGGUUUCCAUUGUUACCAAUCCAUGAGAAGACUGGGUAGGAUUUUAGUUACGUAAGAAGACAAUGGAACCAUCUAAUUGUGAUUAGUCUGAACCAUACCCCCAAGAGUCCUUAAGAAGGUGAUUCAAUCCAUCUGUUUUAAGGGCAAGGAUCCCAUUACCUUAUCUGACUCUAGCAUUCUUUAAAAAACGUAUUUUCAAACUACUGAUCAGGAUCCAUUAAAGGUCAUUAUAACAUUUGAACAGGUUGCCAGGGUUUUUUUAAAGCUAAAGUAUAACCGAAUUAAGUAGAACAGAAAAUAACUUUUCUCACACAUGGAAAGAACACUGAAUUAGUCAGGAUAAGCUAAAUUAUACUUGAUAUCUAAGUGACUUUAACACAAAAAACAAUUUCCUUCUCAUUCGUACAAAGCCAGUUCAGGUUAGGUUAGCUUCCUCUAACUUACAAUUUCAGAACAUGCAAUGCGUGGUCCAAGUCAGGGUGCCAUCUCCAGCAGUGAAGAGUUUGAGAGCCAUACAAGAUACAUUCAUAGGGCAGGCCUAGAAGUGGCUUAUUUCACAACAGCUCACAUCCCAUGGGCCCUUACUCAUGUGGCCCCAGUCUACCUUUAAGGAGGUUGCACAAUACAGUCCUCUUGUGCCCACAGGAAAAAUUGUAGAAAUGGAAUUUAUAUCACAGCAUUCUGUUUGCAUGUACUACUCUUCACUGAGUUCAUUAAUGAGCUUCUGUAGAAUAUGUGAUUUAGAUAGUUUAACAAAUACCCCACCUUUGCUGGAAUAUUAAGCAAUUUUUUUUUCUCUGAAAAGAAGGUACAUUCUAUCAUUACUGAACCAAAAACAUGUUUGUUUUUCUGUAUUGAGAUUAUCCUAUCUAGCUAAUUAAAUUGAAAUGUUUUGAACAUCUGCUAGUGUAUCAGACCCCAUGGAAGAAUAAAAGAUGGAUGAAACAAUAGUUCCUCUCCUUUCUCUAUCAGUAUCACUUCUUCAGCCAGUACACCCACUGAGCUACACCAUAAGGCCUUAGAUAGCCACACUUAGAGAAUGUCUUUUGCCAUAAGAAGUUGGAAAUAUGCAAAUUUCCUAGUCUGAGAAAAAUUACCUUACUCUAAAGAAUUUCAAUUCUGGUGAAGAGUUGUUGGUGCUAGGCUAUAUGUCUGAGCUUCUGAUUCCUUCCCUUCAGCCUCUUUGGAUUCUGUAUCCUUUGUCCCUUAGUCUUUAUUACCUUGGUGCUUGCCUCUAACUAGAUUCUGCCAUGGACUGAAUUGUAUCCCCCCAGUUCCUGUGUUGAAGCCCUAACUCCCCAGUGUGAGUGUAUUUGGAGACAAGGAUUUUAGGAAGUAAUUAGGGUUAAAUGAGGUCAUAAGGCUGGGGUCCUAAUCUAAUAAGACUGGUGGCCUUAUAAGAAAAGGAAGAGAUACCAGAGAGUUCUCUCAGCAUGUACAAAUGAGGAAAGACCCUGUGAGCACACAGGGAGAAGGCAGUGGUCUGCAACCAGGAAUAGCACUCUCACCAGAACCUGAUCUUGGACUUCCAGCCUCCAGAACUAUAAAAAAAUUAUUUUCUGUUGUUUAAACCACCUGGUCUAUGGUAUUUUGUUAUAGUAGCUAUAGUGGUGUCACCUUUU